AUGAGUUGCGUACUAAAAAGAAUUACAGUGAGUGAAGAAAACAUGUGCUGUUACACAGGUGGAGAGGAAAUAUUAGAAAAAAAAAAAAAAAAGAAUGCAACAGAUUUGUUAAUAGAGUCGAAAAAAGAGAAAACUAAAAAAAUAGAACAAAAAAAACAACUACCACUAAGAGAAAAAUUACCAACUUGCUUUUCUCAAAAUUCAUCUAAUAGUUUGAAAAAUUCUAAUUUUGAUAAAAAAAAAUUUUGUGAAAGUGGAACAAAAUAUUUAAUAAAAUAUAAAAUAUAUAAUUUGAUAAAAAAUCAAUUUUAUCAAGUUGAUGUACAUCAUGCAUCUGUUUCUCCUAAUUUGGAUAAAAAAAAAUUAACUUCCACAAAAAAUAUCAUUAAAGAAAAAAACAAACAAAAAAAAAAAAAAUUACCAAAAAUACCUGAAAAAAAAAAAAAAGAUUUUCUAAUAAAUAUUGCUACCAAUUUUAGAAAAAAUAAACCAAAAAAAAGUUCCGAAAAUUCUAAUAAAAAAAAAAAAAAAAAAAAUUACACCAAUCAGCAAGCCAAAAAAGAUAAAAGUAAUAAUAAUAAAAAUAAUAUUAUUAAUAACAAUAAUAUUAAUAAUAAUAGUAAUAAUAAUAAUAAUUGCUAUUAUUAUAAUAAUAAAAAUAGUAAUAAUAAUUGGAAGAAUAAGAAUAAAAAUAACAAAAGAAAUAGAAAAGAAAAAAAGAAUAUUUAUAAAAAAAUUCACAUAGAGAAAAAUAAUCUAACUAUUCCAAAAACAAAUAGAUAUUGUAAUUAUAAAUAUGAAGAAUAUUAUGAUAUAUCUGAUGAAAAAAUGGAAGAAACAAACUAUGAUGAAACAUAUUGUUAUGAUGAAGAAUUAAAAAAUGAUAGUAAAACAACCAUAUAUGAUGAAAGUGUUUUAAAAAAAAAAAUAUAUAAUUGUGAUGUGAAUCAUAUCUUCGAUAAUUUUUGUAAUUAUUUUAAUUGUGUAGAUAAAAAAGAAAGUAUGAACGAUGACACAGCUAAUUCAGAAAUAACUUUAAAUUCUAAUAAUAUUAAAACACAAGACAUUAUAAUAGAUAAUAAUCAAAAAUCCUUUUUAUAUGAAAAAAAUAGACAACAAAAUAUUAAUGUAUAUAAACAAACUUCUGAUAAAAAAUCGAAAUGGUUAUGUUCCACUGCAGAUGAUAGUCAUAAUGAAUAUUUAACAGAAUAUGAAAGAAAAAUUGAUAGUUAUGAUAAUAUUAAUAACAAUGAUAAUAAGGAUUAUUCUAAUAUUCAUAAAAAUGUAUCUAUAGCAAAUAAUAACAAUAUAACAUUAAAUUAUGAUACAAAUGAUUUUUCGUCAUAUACAACACAACCAAUUCAAUUAUUCAAUGAUCAAGAAAACAAUACAUAUGACAUAGGAGCAAAUAUUGUAAAGAAAGGAAAAAGUUUAUAUGAAGAAACAAGAAAAAUAAGUAAUGCCCUUUUUCAAAUGUACUCAACAAAUAUAAAUAAUAAUAAUAUAAAUAAUAAUAAUAUUAAUAAUAAUAAUAAAGGUGAUAACAAUAACCAUAAAUUAGAUGACAAUAAUGAUAAUAAUAAUAAUAAUAAUAAUAAUAAUGAAAAUGUUGAUAAAUUAUGUAGUAAAAAUAAAAUAGAAGCUCCUACACAAUCACUACUUACAACAUAUAACAACCAAUCUCUUAAUUGUCAAGUUAUUAUUGAUAAAAAUAUCGUAUUCAUUCAAAUUAAGAAUUUCUCUCAAAAAAUUGAUGAAUAUAUUUCUGAUGAAAAAAUAUUCAGAGCACAGAAAUUAAUUGAUCAUGUUAAAAAAUAUAUCGAAUUUUAUAUAAACUAUUAUAAAAAAUAUAAUGAUAAAGAAGUUGUCGAGAAAUUAGAAAUGUACCAUGAAAUGCAUUGUAUGCAUAAAAAUAUCAAAUACAAUAUUAAUAAUUUAAAAGUUAAUAUUAUUAUGUAUUUUUUAAAUUUUUUUCAUUUAAAUGAUAUGUAUAGUAUAUUAAAUGAUUAUUCAUAUUACUUCUCAGUUGAUAUGGUGAACAGUUAUACAUCAGAGAGCAAUACCAAUUCAAAUGAAAAUACAAAUUCUAUAAAUCAUUCUGAUAUUAAUAAUAUAAAAGCUAAAAAUUCUAUAUAUUCUUAUGCUCCUUCCGAAUUAGGUGGAUUAUAUAAUUCGUCUAUUAAAUGUUAUAGUAUUGACGAAAGUAUGAAUUCUUCAAAAAUGUAUUUAACACCAAACGUAAGUAAUCAAAAUAAUAAUAAUAUUAAUGUAUCAAAUAAUGAAGCUGAAAAUGUCGAAAAUUUAUAUAAAAAUGAUAAUCUAAAUAAUAACAAUAAUAAUAAUAAUGAUAAUAUCAAUAUGGAUAGUGGUAUAAAUAAUAACAGCAAAUGCAAUACAGACGAUUCAGAUUUUAAAUAUGAAGAUAUAUCCAGUGUGAUAGUAGAUAAAAUUUAUCAUCAACAAUAUAAUAAUUCUAAUAUGCUUAAUGGAACUAAAACUUUAAUAAAUCAAAAAAGUAUUUAUCCAGAUAAUGGAACAAAUAGAAAAAAUAGUAAUCGUCAUAUGGUUAAAAUUAUACAGAAAUAUUCUAGAAGAUUUAAAAAAUUCAGAAAAAGUAAACAAAAUAGUGAAGGUUGGAUAAAAGAAAAUGAUAAAUAUCUAGAUUUAUCACAUAGGGUAGAUAAAGAUAAUAAUAUAUCUGUACAUAUAAGAGCAAAACUACCUUAUGAAGUUAAUAGAAUCUUAUCUAUAUUAAAUGAAACAGAAUUAAGUGUUAACUGGGCUCCAUUCUUAACAUCAGCAAAAAAAAUUAAAAACUUAUCAAGAGCAAGUGCGAUCAUAACUCAGUUGUACGAAUAUCCAAUAAUAGGAAAAAAAGAAUCACUCAUGUAUUGUUUAGGAGCGAAUUCAUUGGAAGAACUCGGAUGUAUAAUUUUGUGCUGUAAAGCCCCACCAGAAUUUAAUAAGGAUAUUUUAUUUUAUGAAAACAUGUGCGAAAAAAUAAAUAUAAACAAAUUUGGAGAAAUAAUAAAAGUCAAAGAAAUUCCAAUAAAAUUUAAAAAGACAUACAAAGAAGUAACAUUUUUUGAUUAUACAUUACCUGAACCAGUACCGAAAUUAGACAGACAAAGAGCAGCUAAUUUAUGUUUCUUGUUACAUCCAAUGAAUAAUGGAAAAUCAACAGUACUUGAAUUAUUUUUACAUUUUGAAAAUGAAUUUAAAUAUACACCUAUUAAAAUGGUUACAUUCUUCAUAAAGAAAAUUGUAAAAAAUAUGUAUGAAAAUAUUAUAAAAUCCUGUAGAAAUUAUGAUCUUUUAUAUUCAGAAUUCUUAAUGAAUAAUGCAGAAUUCUACAUUUGGCUAGAUGACCAAAUUAAAAGAUAUAUGAAAGGAAAAAAUGAUUCUAAACUUUUGGAUUCCAUAAGUCUCGAAAGUUAUGAUGAACCAGAACAUAAUGAGGAAUUGGAUAGUAAGACCUAG
Messenger RNA from Plasmodium adleri (nom. inval.), 3480 nucleotides. Its product is annotated as conserved Plasmodium protein, unknown function. Lineage: Eukaryota; Apicomplexa; Aconoidasida; Haemosporida; Plasmodiidae. The record is from RefSeq and is a predicted model, not a curated record. The coding region runs from base 1 to 3480 and encodes 1159 amino acids. The transcript has 2 exons.